CGGAUGGAGGUUUUAUUGGGCGGAGUUUAUGGAGUAAUAUUGAAAGCCGUUUAUAUAAAAGUUAUUGAGUGUGCAGGGAGGGAGAGUGAGCAGGCAGUCAGUUCAGCAGGUCCAGGAGCUCGAGGGCAGGGAGAGACACUUCCAUCUGCUCAGAAGCUCUCCAGGUCCAAAAGUGCAUUUAAGGAUGUUGAGACUGAUAGCUAGCGUGCUCUUGCUGAGCUUGGUGGCCGGGUCCAGGUGUCCUGAUCAGCAGCGCUGUGGGGAGGAGCAGACAUGUUGCCAAAUUCGUUCUGGAGAAUUCAACUGCUGUCCCUUUCAUCAGGGUGAGUGCUGUGAAGACCACUUACACUGCUGCCCUGAGGGUAUGUUGUGUGAGAUGAAGAAAUCCAGUUGCACAAAUGCUACACACUUGAUCUCAUGGGCCGAGAGAUUUCCUUCUGAACACAGCAGAAUUGUUCAAUCAUACAGAAUGAUCACCUCUUACGAUGCUAAUAACAUGUACAACACCGUCUGCCCGGAUAAUUCCUUCUGCCCGUGGGAGUUCUCCUGCCUGAAGGUUUCUGAGACGUACGGCUGCUGUCCUGAAGCACAGGGUAUCGUGUGCUCGGAUGGGAAACACUGUUGUCCGAGUGACCGAGAGUGCACCACUGACAGCACUUCCUGUGUCGAAAAGACGGUUUCUGAUGUCCUCUGUGACGACACUGCAGCUUGUCCUGAUGGAAGCACAUGCUGUAAGGAUGGACUGGGCGGAUGGGGCUGCUGCCCUCUGCCUCAGGCGGUGUGUUGUGAGGACUUUAUCUACUGCUGUCCUCAAGGUAAAAAGUGUAAUCAUGAAACUCAGUCAUGUGAUGAUCCAUCAGGUUCAGUGCCCUGGCUGAAGAAGGUGCCAAGCCGACCAAUCGAUGGACAGAAGUUUCCAGAAACCAAGCUUUCUGAUGUUCCCUGUGACGACACUGUGGGUUGUCCUGAUGGAACCACAUGCUGUAAGGACGGAAAGGGAGGAUGGGGCUGCUGCCCAUUACCGCAGGCGGUGUGUUGUGAGGACUUUACUCACUGCUGUCCUCAAGGUAAAAAGUGUAACCUCGCAGCUCAGACAUGUGAUGAUCCUUUCGGUUCAGUGCCCUGGCUGAAGAAGGUCCCAAGCCGACCAAUCGAUGGACAGAAGGUUCCAGAAUCCAAGCUUUCUGAUGUUCCCUGUGACGACACUGUGGCUUGUCCUGAUGGAACCACAUGCUGUAAGGAUGGAAAGGGAGGAUUUGGCUGCUGCCCUUUUCCUCAGGCGGUGUGUUGUGAGGACUUUAUCCACUGCUGUCCUCAAGGUAAAAAGUGUAACCUCGCAGCUCAGACAUGUGAUGAUCCUUUCGGUUCAGUACCCUGGCUGAAGAAGGUCCCAAGCCGACCAAUCGAUGGACAGAAGGUUCCAGAAUCCAAGCUUUCUGAUGUUCCCUGUGACGACACUGUGGCUUGUCCUGAUGGAACCACAUGCUGUAAGGAUGGAAAGGGAGGAUUUGGCUGCUGCCCUUUUCCUCAGGCGGUGUGUUGUGAGGACUUUAUCCACUGCUGUCCUCAAGGUAAAAAGUGUAACCUCGCAGCUCAGACAUGUGAUGAUCCUUUCGGUUCAGUGCCCUGGCUGAAGAAGGUCCCAAGCCGACCAAUCGAUGGACAGAAGGUUCCAGAAUCCAAGCUUUCUGAUGUUCCCUGUGAUGACACUGUGGCUUGUCCUGAUGGAACCACAUGCUGUAAGGAUGGAAAGGGAGGAUUUGGCUGCUGCCCUUUUCCUCAGGCGGUGUGUUGUGAGGACUUUAUCCACUGCUGUCCUCAAGGUAAAAAGUGUAACCUCGCAGCUCAGACAUGUGAUGAUCCUUUCGGUUCAGUACCCUGGCUGAAGAAGGUCCCAAGCCGAUCAAUCGAUGGACAGAAGGUUCCAGAAUCCAAGCUUUCUGAUGUUCCCUGUGACGACACUGUGGCUUGUCCUGAUGGAACCACAUGCUGUAAGGAUGGAAAGGAGGAUUUGGCUGCGCCUUUUCCUCAGGCGGUGUGUUGUGAGGACUUUAUCCACUGCUGUCCUCAAGAAAAGUGUAACCUCGCAGCUCAGACAUGUGAUGAUCCUUUCGGUUCAGUGCCCUGGCUGAAGAAGGUCCCAAGCCGACCAAUCGAUGGACAGAAGGUUCCAGAAUCAAGCUUUCUGAUGUUCCCUGUGACGACACUGUGGCUUGUCCUGAUGGAACCACAUGCUGUAAGGAUGGAAAGGAGGAUUUGGCUGCUGCCUUUUCCUCAGGCGGUGUGUUGUGAGGACUUUAUCCACUGCUGUCCUCAAGUUUCUGAUGUUCCCUGUGACGACACUGUGGCUUGUCCUGAUGGAACCACAUGCUGUAAGGAUGGAAAGGGAGGAUUUGGCUGCUGCCCUUUUCCUCAGGCGGUGUGUUGUGAGGACUUUAUCCACUGCUGUCCUCAAGGUAAAAAGUGUAACCUCGCAGCUCAGACAUGUGAUGAUCCUUUCGGUUCAGUGCCCUGGCUGAAGAAGGUCCCAAGCCGAUCAAUCGAUGGACAGAAGGUUCCAGAAUCCAAGCUUUCUGAUGUUCCCUGUGAUGACACUGUGGCUUGUCCUGAUGGAACCACAUGCUGUAAGGAUGGAAAGGGAGGAUUUGGCUGCUGCCCUUUUCCUCAGGCGGUGUGUUGUGAGGACUUUAUCCACUGCUGUCCUCAAGGUAAAAAGUGUAACCUCGCAGCUCAGACAUGUGAUGAUCCUUUCGGUUCAGUGCCCUGGCUGAAGAAGGUCCCAAGCCGACCAAUCGAUGGACAGAAGGUUCCAGAAUCCAAGCUUUCUGAUGUUCCCUGUGACGACACUGUGGCUUGUCCUGAUGGAACCACAUGCUGUAAGGAUGGAAAGGAGGAUUUGGCUGCUGCCCUUUUCCUCAGGUUUGGUAUUUUAACAUUCACUUUGGCCAUCUCCACCUCUGUUUCCAGAACAGUGCUUGACCAGGCGGUGUGUUGUGAGGACUUUAUCCACUGCUGUCCUCAAGGUAAAAAGUGUAACCUCGCAGCUCAGACAUGUGAUGAUCCUUUCGGUUCAGUGCCCUGGCUGAAGAAGGUCCCAAGCCGACCAAUCGAUGGACAGAAGGUUCCAGAAUCCAAGCUUUCUGAUGUUCCCUGUGAUGACACUGUGGCUUGUCCUGAUGGAACCACAUGCUGUAAGGAUGGAAAGGGAGGAUUUGGCUGCUGCCCUUUUCCUCAGGCGGUGUGUUGUGAGGACUUUAUCCACUGCUGUCCUCAAGGUAAAAAGUGUAACCUCGCAGCUCAGACAUGUGAUGAUCCUUUCGGUUCAGUGCCCUGGCUGAAGAAGGUCCCAAGCCGACCAAUCGAUGGACAGAAGGUUCCAGAAUCCAAGCUUUCUGAUGUUCCCUGUGAUGACACUGUGGCUUGUCCUGAUGGAACCACAUGCUGUAAGGAUGGAAAGGGAGGAUUUGGCUGCUGCCCUUUUCCUCAGGCGGUGUGUUGUGAGGACUUUACCCACUGCUGUCCUCAAGGUAAAAAGUGUAACCUCGCAGCUCAGACAUGUGAUGAUCCUUUCGGUUCAGUGCCCUGGCUGAAGAAGGUCCCAAGCCGACCAAUCGAUGGACAGAAGGUUCCAGAAUCCAAGUUUUCUGAUGUUCCCUGUGACGACACUGUGGCUUGUCCUGAUGGAACCACAUGCUGUAAGGAUGGAAAGGGAGGAUUUGGUUGCUGCCCUAUUCCUCAGGCGGUGUGUUGUGAGGACUUUACCCACUGCUGUCCUCACGGUAAAAAGUGUAACCUCGCAGCUCAGACAUGUGAUGAUCCUUUCGGUUCAGUGCCCUGGCUGAAGAAGGUCCCAAGCCGACCAAUCGAUGGACAGAAGGUUCCAGAAUCCAAGAUUUCUGAUGUUCCCUGUGACGACACUGUGGCUUGUCCUGAUGGAACCACAUGCUGUAAGGAUGGAAAGGGAGGAUUUGGCUGCUGCCCUUUUCCUCAGGCGGUGUGUUGUGAAGACUUUAUCCACUGCUGUCCUCAAGGUAAAAAGUGUAACCUCGCAGCUCAGACAUGUGAUGAUCCUUUCGGUUCAGUGCCCUGGCUGAAGAAGGUCCCAAGCCGACCAAUCGAUGGACAGAAGGUUCCAGAAUCCAAGCUUUCUGAUGUUCCCUGUGACGACACUGUGGCUUGUCCUGAUGGAACCACAUGCUGUAAGGAUGGAAAGGGAGGAUUUGGCUGCUGCCCUUUUCCUCAGGCGGUGUGUUGUGAGGACUUUAUCCACUGCUGUCCUCACGGUAAAAAGUGUAACCUCGCAGCUCAGACAUGUGAUGAUCCUUUCGGUUCAGUGCCCUGGCUGAAGAAGGUCCCAAGCCGACCAAUCGAUGGACAGAAGGUUCCACAAUCCAAGCUUUCUGAUGUUCCCUGUGACGACACUGUGGCUUGUCCUGAUGGAACCACAUGCUGUAAGGAUGGAAAGGGAGGAUUUGGCUGCUGCCCUUUUCCUCAGGCGGUGUGUUGUGAGGACUUUAUCCACUGCUGUCCUCACGGUAAAAAGUGUAACCUCGCAGCUCAGACAUGUGAUGAUCCUUUCGGUUCAGUGCCCUGGCUGAAGAAGGUCCCGAGCCGAUCAUUUGAUGGACAGAAGGUUCCAGAAUCCAAGCUUUCUGAUGUUCCCUGUGACGACACUGUGGCUUGUCCUGAUGGAACCACAUGCUGUAAGGAUGGAAAGGGAGGAUUUGGCUGCUGCCCUUUUCCUCAGGCGGUGUGUUGUGAGGACUUUACCCACUGCUGUCCUCAAGGUAAAAAGUGUAACCUCGCAGCUCAGACAUGUGAUGACCCUUACGAUUUAGUGCCCUGGCUGAAGAAGGUCGCAAGCCGACCAAUCGAUGGACUGAAGGUUCCAGAAUCCAAGCUUUCUGAUGUUUCCUGUGACGACACUGUGGCUUGUCCUGAUGGAACCACAUGCUGUAAGGACGUAAAGGGAGGAUGGGGCUGCUGCCCUUUUCCUGAGGCUACGUGCUGCGAGGACGGAGAGAACUGCUGUCCGAAAGGCUACGUCUGCCGUGAUCAGUGGUGUGAGAAAAGCUCCAGGAUAAAAUUCGACUCUGGGAAACGGGAAAUGUUGUCACCGCAGGUCCAGAAGAACAUUGACUGCGGAGAAGGGUUCAGAUGCAGAGACACAGAAACCUGCUGCAGGAUGUCAGAGAGCUCCUGGGGCUGCUGCCCGUUUCUGAAGGCUGUGUGUUGCAGUGAUAUGCAACGUUGCUGUCCCGCUGGAUAUACCUGUGACAAGUCCGGCUCCUGCACUCCAGUGAUGGGCUUCAACUGGGACAUGUUCUCCAAGAAGUAGCGAGCCACACACACACACACACACACACACAUACACACACACACACACACACACACACACACACACACACACACACACACACACACACACACACACACCAAGGUAAUCCUACUAAGUGGCAUCACACUUUAAACUAGAAUAAUGAUCACACACACGUUACACUAAUCAGGUGAUGAAUGUUGAUUUUAUUUUGAAUAAAAACAUGAAAGGAAGAUAAUCAGAAAGAGCUGAACUUCAUCCUAAAGAUCAUUCUGUUUGCACUAAUUCAUCAAUCAUCAAUCUCCGAACCCUGUACUGACCUCAUACCUUCCUACACUCCUCAGCAAAUGGCCACUUAAACCAUUUAACACGUCUUAAUGAUGAUUAGCUAGCUAGCAUCUCAACCUGCUUUGCUACAGAGAAGCUAAAAAAAAAGAUUGCAGAUAUUAUGUCCUGGUAUUGCACCAGUUCAGGAGGUUCUUAGAGUGUUGUGAGCAUGUGUAAUGGAAUAGUCAUGGUCACAAAAACAGCAGUUUGGUAUAUAAUUGCUAGCUAGUACAUAACUAGCAUGGCUAAUGUAAAGCUUUUCUCUGGAGAACUAGCAAGUAGAAUUUCAUUGCUAUUUACAGUAAUAAAGACCUGAAUGGACAUUUUUAUCAGUGAUGUGGUUUGUGGGAUAAAAGACCGCUCGCCACAUCACCGUCAACAAAUCAGUAGGCAAGUGGUUUUUUGUAACAGCCCCAGCUGUCAUAUCUCCUUUACCCCACCAGAGGGAGCCUUUGUGUUUCACGCUAACUACACCCCAGACCAUGGGCCUCCUCGCCUCGCCUACAUCAGUACCUGACUUCACUAACACCUGUAGCUGAAUAAAAUCUCACACAAAUCUCCACAAAAUCUGGUGGAACAUCUUCUCUGAAGACUGGAGAUCUUUAUAACAGGAAAUGGAGACUAAGUGUGGAAUGGGAUGUUAAAAAAAUGCUCAUACUUUAUGGUCAGGUGUCACCAGAUCUUUGGUCAUAUGGUUUCUAUCCAUCACUGUGAUCUUCUGAUUCUUUUUCCCUUUCGAUGUUUGAUGUUAAAUUAUGAUUUCCACUGAGUUUCUAUAAUAAACUUGUGCUGUAUUGAUUUGAAUAAAAGUGAUUUUCUUGAAAGAA
Silurus meridionalis is the source of this 6471-nucleotide messenger RNA. It is a transcript of the gene grna, whose product is annotated as granulin a. NCBI's taxonomy places the organism in Eukaryota, Metazoa, Chordata, Actinopteri, Siluriformes, Siluridae. Gene Ontology annotation, cellular component: extracellular region. The record is from RefSeq and is a predicted model, not a curated record.